This is a messenger RNA of Lutra lutra (Eurasian river otter), 1780 nucleotides long. RefSeq names its product WD repeat domain 82 (gene WDR82). The coding region runs from base 322 to 1263 and encodes 313 amino acids. NCBI's taxonomy places the organism in Eukaryota, Metazoa, Chordata, Mammalia, Carnivora, Mustelidae. Gene Ontology annotation, cellular component: Set1C/COMPASS complex. The record is from RefSeq and is a predicted model, not a curated record. The transcript has 9 exons. Gene Ontology annotation, molecular function: protein binding; chromatin binding.
GGUGAGGCUCCUCGCCCUCGGCUUCUGCCUGUCGUCCCAAGAUGGCGGACACAAUGAGCCGGCGCGGCGCCGGUUGGCCCUGAGGUGACUGUGAGGAGGAACGGUCCGCGAGCCCUCGCAGUCCAGGCAGAAGAGCGUCGCACGUGCAGGAGGAACAAGGGAGGAGGUGGCCCGACUGUCGGCCGCCUUUGCCCUCGCCGCCGGCGCGGUGCCCGCCCCGCCCGGGUCGGCCCCUCGGCAGCCAGCCCGCCCGCCCGCUCGCUCGCCGCCGGGCCCCGCCCCAGCCCUGCGCCGCCGCCGCCGCUUCCAGCAGCCGCCGCCAUGAAGCUGACCGACAGCGUGCUGCGGAGUUUCCGCGUCGCCAAGGUGUUCCGCGAGAACUCGGACAAGAUUAACUGCUUCGACUUCAGCCCCAACGGCGAGACGGUCAUCUCGAGCAGCGACGACGACUCCAUCGUGCUCUAUGACUGCCAGGAGGGCAAACCAAAGAGAACUCUGUACAGUAAGAAAUACGGCGUGGACCUCAUCAGAUAUACCCAUGCAGCAAACACAGUCGUGUACAGCUCUAACAAAAUAGACGAUACUAUUCGUUACCUGUCCUUGCAUGACAACAAAUACAUCAGAUACUUUCCUGGACAUAGCAAAAGGGUGGUGGCCUUGUCCAUGUCACCUGUGGAUGACACUUUCAUUUCUGGGUCUCUUGAUAAGACCAUUCGACUCUGGGAUCUCCGGUCUCCUAACUGCCAGGGUCUCAUGCAUCUACAAGGCAAACCUGUUUGUUCCUUUGAUCCAGAAGGGUUAAUUUUUGCUGCAGGUGUCAAUUCUGAAAUGGUCAAACUUUAUGACCUUCGCUCUUUUGAUAAGGGGCCAUUUGCGACUUUUAAGAUGCAGUACGAUCGGACUUGUGAGUGGACAGGACUCAAGUUCAGCAAUGAUGGUAAACUCAUCCUCAUCUCCACCAAUGGCAGCUUCAUCCGUCUCAUCGACGCAUUCAAGGGAGUGGUGAUGCACACCUUUGGGGGUUAUGCCAACAGCAAAGCUGUUACUCUGGAGGCCUCGUUUACUCCAGACUCCCAGUUUAUUAUGAUCGGUUCAGAGGAUGGCAAGAUCCAUGUGUGGAAUGGAGAGAGUGGUAUAAAAGUAGCUGUGUUGGAUGGCAAACACACAGGCCCCAUUACCUGUUUGCAGUUCAACCCCAAGUUCAUGACCUUUGCCAGUGCAUGUUCCAACAUGGCCUUCUGGUUGCCCACCAUUGAUGACUGACCUAGGUGCUGCUUGGCUGUUUGUGUACAGUGAGGGUGGCCAACAGGAAAGAACUCAGAGGGGAUUGAGAUAAUGAAUUGGAUCAUAUGACUGGGCUGGAGAGCAUCCUUCCACAUGGCCUUCCCAUGGAUGUGCUGUACAUCUGCUCAAAAGAAAGUACUUUGCUGAGCUUCUUCAAAAAGACUCUUGGUGUGGCAGGUUCUAUCAGGACUUAGAUUUUCCAGCUGUCACUGCACUGAGCUCCUCCAAAGGAGUGACCAGAUUCAUGAUUAGGGUAUACUGAGGCCCUCAAGACGCCUUCAAUUUUGAAUGUAUUUGCUGCUGAAGAGCCGGUGAAGUUGUUAAUUCUGCACAUCCCUUUUCCCACCCCCAUAAAUGCAUGGGAAGCCACAGUUCUGGUUUUGAGAUGCUAAGGGCAGCUCAGCACCCCUUGCCCUCACCCUGCAUGUCUUGUUACUGGGUCUCCCUGUGUCAUUGUGGCAUUAUUCCACAACCAUCAUGUUACUUAGGUGCCAAA